CGUGCGCGCGGCCGGCCCGCAGUGGGCGAGCGAGCGAGCGCGGGCGGCGGGAGGGGGAGCAACGGCCGCGGCGCGAGCGGAUCGGGAUCGGGAUCGGGAUCAGGAUCAGGAUCAGGAUGCCGAACAAGAGCAAGAAGGAGAAGGAGCCCAACAAGCCCGGCAAGAGUCCCAAGAGCAGCGGCAAGGAUGGCGGGGAUAACGCGGAGGAGGCCCAACAGCAGCCGACUGCAAACAAGAGGCCCAGUAACAGUGCUCCUCCUCAAACUCAACUUAACAAAAUCAAGUAUUCUGGAGGACCACAGAUUGUAAAGAAAGAGAGACGCCAGAGUUCAUCCCGCUUCAACCUGGCAAAGAACAGGGAGUUGCAGAAACUGCCAGCACUUAAAGAUGCACAGUCUCACGAGAGAGAAGAGCUAUUUGUUCAGAAAUUACGACAAUGCUGUGUUCUCUUUGACUUUGUCUCUGACCCUCUCAGUGACCUCAAAUACAAAGAGGUGAAGCGGGCAGGUUUGAAUGAGAUGGUGGAAUACAUCACACACAAUCGGGAUGUCAUCACAGAAGCUAUUUACCCAGAGGCUGUUAUUAUGUUUUCAAUAAACCUAUUCAGGACAUUGCCGCCUUCGUCUAACCCCACUGGGGCAGAAUUUGAUCCCGAGGAAGAUGAACCCACACUUGAAGCUGCUUGGCCACAUCUACAGCUCGUCUAUGAAUUUUUCCUGCGAUUCCUUGAGUGUGCUGAUUUCCAACCAAAUGUAGCAAAGAAGUAUGUAGACCAGAAGUUUGUCCUGUCGUUACUGGAAUUGUUUGAUAGCGAAGAUCCAAGGGAGAGAGAUUUCCUGAAGACAAUUCUUCACAGAAUCUAUGGCAAAUUCCUGGGCUUAAGGGCUUACAUCCGAAGACAAAUCAAUAAUAUCUUUUACAGGUUUAUUUAUGAAACUGAGCACCAUAAUGGGAUUGCAGAACUUCUAGAGAUUUUGGGCAGUAUAAUCAAUGGGUUUGCAUUACCUUUAAAGGAAGAGCAUAAAAUGUUCCUGAUCAGAGUUUUAUUGCCGUUGCAUAAGGUGAAGAGUCUCAGCGUGUACCACCCACAGCUGGCCUAUUGUGUGGUGCAGUUCCUUGAGAAAGACAGCAGCCUUACAGAGCCGGUGAUCGUAGGUUUGCUCAAGUUCUGGCCCAAAACGCACAGUCCAAAGGAAGUGAUGUUUCUGAAUGAACUGGAAGAAAUUCUGGAUGUCAUUGAGCCGUCAGAGUUUGUGAAAGUAAUGGAGCCACUGUUCCGACAGCUCGCAAAAUGUGUUUCCAGCCCACACUUUCAGGUGGCAGAGCGAGCUCUAUAUUAUUGGAACAAUGAAUACAUCAUGAGUUUGAUCAGUGAUAAUGCUGCCAGAAUCCUCCCUAUAAUGUUCCCUGCACUUUACAAGAACUCCAAAAGUCACUGGAACAAGACAAUUCAUGGAUUGAUUUACAAUGCACUGAAGCUGUUCAUGGAAAUGAAUCAGAAGCUGUUUGAUGAUUGCACCCAGCAAUAUAAGGCAGAGAAACAGAAGGAGAAAUUCAAACUUAAAGAGCGCGAAGAGAUCUGGCAAAAGAUUGAACAUUUGGCCCAACAUAAUCCUCAGUUUAAUACGUAUGUUGAGCCCCCAGCUGCCAGCUCUGUGCUCUCCAUGGAGACAGAAACUCCCACAGCUGAGGGAGUUUCAGCUGAAGAUAUCCAACUGCUGAAGAAGGCUGUGGAGACUGAGGCUAUCCAGAUGAAGAAAGAUAUAAAGAAAGAGAAGAUUCUGCUGCGCCGAAAGUCAGACCUGCCCCAGGACGUGUACACUAUAAAGGCUCUGGAAGCACACAAGCGGCCUGAGGAGUUCCUCACCUCGAACCAGGAGGCUCUCUGACGGGCAGCACCUGCACACUAGCCCUCACAAUCCCCUGGCACCAGGAUGUGAGCAGAUGCCAUCUCUCCUGUAAAGCAUAGAAUGAACUGUUGAUCAGUGUUCAUGUCAAGCUGUGUCCUUCCCUUUUGUAACCAGCUUCUCUUAUGUUUUUCUUCCUUUGCUGCUGUUUCUUGCCUCGGUCUUAGACAACAACCUUAGCACCCACCUUGGUCUACUUCUGCCCGUUGUUUAAGUGAGUUGGGUGUCUGCAGAGAAAGCAGACUCCAGGCACCUGAAAGCAGUGUGAACCAGCACCUGCAGGUUUCUGAGGUAGUGCCUCACCUGGUACAUGUCCCUACCCCUACCCCCCCCCCCCGAGAGGCUCUGCGUGGGACCAAGUGACUCCGUCCGAGCCUCGGCCCUGCCUGUCCCGAGUGUUUCCACCCAGAGCCCCCCCGUCCCGUCCCCAGUGGCUGGUGUUCCUACGCUCCUUGACCGGUUUGCUGGUUACCUCCAAGCAUUAUUGUGGCCUCAGCUGCAGCCAGUUUUCCCUUACAGGGGAAAGUUAUAUAUCAUGGAAAAUGGAAUCUGCAAAAGAAGCGGCUAGAUUGGUCCAGUUGACACUGAGUGCCUGGCAGAACUGUUGUUCCUUGCUUUCUGUUUACUUCUCUGGAUUUCCUCUCUCUCUAUUGUUAUUGUGGUGUAAUUCUACAGCUGGACAGAGGCGAGGCUGCCUGGCCAUUCAGGAAGGUGAAUGGUUUGACCUUCUGAUGUGUUAGUCUGGCCCUGCCGAACGCCGCACUCACUGGAAUAGUAAGCAGACAUUCCCCCAAAUACCCAAGGGUGCUGAAGCUGAUGGUUUUUGCCCACUAACUAGGCAUAGAGGUGCUUUAAAGCUAGUCUGUAGGUCUUGCCCCCCACCAAGCAAGGCAGUUCAUCUGUGAUCGGCUUGUCUGACCGUUGACUGUUUCACUUGUCAGGGUGACAGUUUCUUGACUCUCGGUGUUGGGUCCAUUUCCCUGCCACUUGUGGCUUUCCCUGCUGUGUGUUUAACCCUUUGUGCAAUCAACAGCUAUAUAACAUUCAAUGAAUGAUGGAUAUAUAAAUAUAAGCCUAAAUAGCUCAGUGCAGGAGAGUAACGCCCUUCCUGCAGUACUGUCCUGUCAUGUACCAUCCUCUUAACCAUGACUCUUGACCAACACAGAGGGUCUGGUGGGGAUCUUUAAAUGGAGCAGUCCUGAUUACGUAGCUCAUGGGUAUCAUGUCGACUCGCCAGUUUCUACAGGCACUUCUUUACCAACAAAACGAAAGCGGCUUUGGUAUUACCUGUUUAGUUUUUCUUCAUAGAUUCAUGUAAAGUAUUAAAGUGAGAAAGGCCAUUUCAGUAAAGUAACCGUGGAGCAGAAACCGGAAACUUCCUCUUUGUGCGAAAUUCCCAAGCAGGUUGUGUUUGAAAUUGCAGCUCCUGACCAGAGGGCCAGGUCCCUUGUUGGUCAGGCACACACUGCUCUGUAGUUUCCAGAGCUCGAUGCUGUUUAUGUGUCAAGCCAAUAAAAUCCAGCCUGUGUUUUAGCUGCUGAAAAUGAAUGGGAGUUCUGGGCUCGUGUUUGUGUGGUUGUAGGUGGAGGGGAUGUGGAGCGUGUUUCUCAGCAGAAUUUGACUCCAAAUGGGUAUCCACGAUUCACUUCCCUCCAUUAUUUUGUUCAUGUGCAGUACCUGACAGUGACUGGCUGAUGGUGGGUGGCAGUGGGAACCAACCCCUUCUCCCAGCUUUUCCCAGUUUUGCCAGGUCACUGAAUAGCUAGCAUACACUUUUCUCAUCAGAUGUGAAAAGACCUUUCUGCAACCCAAGUAAGCCAACCCCACAAAAAGUGAUAGUCUCCCCCCCCUCCCAGUCUCAACUCCAGGAAGAUAAAUAUAUUCAUCUUUUUGGUGUGGUCUGUGGAACCUGGUGUGCUGCCGAGCCCAACCCAGCAACUCUAUCCCUGACUAACUGUGUGUUCAUCGCUCAUUCAUUGUACACAAGGUGUUCACGAUGGUGCUGUCUAUAAAAAAUAUUGUUUUGCCAGAA
Molecule: messenger RNA, 3939 nt
Organism: Leucoraja erinaceus (little skate)
Lineage: Eukaryota; Metazoa; Chordata; Chondrichthyes; Rajiformes; Rajidae
Gene: ppp2r5d
Product: protein phosphatase 2, regulatory subunit B', delta
Exons: 16
Coding region: 117-1889 (590 amino acids)
Biological process (GO): protein dephosphorylation; signal transduction
Cellular component (GO): nucleus; cytosol; protein phosphatase type 2A complex
Molecular function (GO): protein phosphatase activator activity
Source: RefSeq, a predicted model, not a curated record